UAGGUUGUCCAUUAAAGGCGUUUAAUGCCUUUAAAGGGCUAUGGGCAUUUAUCGUAAUAGCCAAUCCGACGCUAGCUUUCUUAGCGAAAUAAUCAAUCGAAAGCCGCGUUGUAUCGAGGCCGGUUUUUGUUCCUCUGAACACGCGCGACUGUGACAGUGUUGUACAAGGAACGUGACUGUGCGAUGGAAGCACGUGUGGAAGCUUAAAUUGAUAAUAUAUAGUUAAAUGUAUAACUACGAUUUAAUUUAAAUUUAAUUUAUAUUAUAGAGUGGUUUAAGACAGCAGAUUUUAAUAUUAACAAUGCUUCGGAAAAGUAAAUAUCUCUUAUCCCUAAGUAGGUUUAAAGGCCAGUAUGUAUGGAGACCAAAGAGCAGCUCAGCCCCUGAUCGAGCUCUACAGUAUGUGGUAGGCCAGAAGAUCCAUGGUUUUACCGUCCGAGAGGUAACUCAAGUGCCUGAUCUGUCCCUGACGGCUGUUAAACUCUGUCAUGAUGUCACAGGAGCUCAGUAUCUGCACACAGCAAGAGAUGACUCCAAUAACCUCUUCAGUGUGCAAUUCCGUACCACGCCCAUGGACAACACAGGGGUUCCCCACAUUCUAGAACACACGGUUCUGUGUGGCUCUCGGCGCUACCCCUGCAGAGAUCCGUUCUUUAAAAUGCUGAAUCGCUCUCUCUCCACCUUUAUGAAUGCUUUCACAGCUAGUGAUUAUACAAUGUACCCAUUCUCCACUCAGAAUGCCAAGGAUUUCCAAAACCUUCUAUCCGUCUACCUUGAUGCCGUCUUCUUUCCCUGCUUGCGAGAGCUGGACUUCUGGCAGGAAGGUUGGCGUUUGGAGAAUGAGCAUCCUACAGACCCAUCAUCUACGCUGAUGUUUAAAGGAGUGGUUUUCAAUGAGAUGAAAGGUGCUUUUUCGGAUAAUGAACGAGUCUUCGCGCAGCACUUGCAGAACAAGCUGUUACCUGAUCACACGUACUCGGUGGUGUCAGGAGGAGAACCUCUCGCCAUACCUGACCUCUCAUGGGAACAACUGAAAGACUUUCAUGCUACACACUACCAUCCCAGCAAUGCAAGGUUUUUUACCUAUGGUGAUAUGCCAUUGGAGCAGCAUCUGAAGCAGAUACAGGAGGAGGCUCUGUGCAAGUUUCAGAGAACAGAAACAAACACUGCAGUACCAGCACAGAACCGAUGGGAUGUGCCAAGGGAAGCUCACGUGACCUGCAGUCCUGAUGCAUUGGCUCCAGAUGCAGCUAAACAGAAUACACUAUGUGUCAGCUACCUGCUGGGGGACAUCACCGACACGUUUGAGGCUUUCACUCUGAGUUUUCUCUCUUCCCUGAUGAUCUCUGGCCCGAAUUCUCCAUUUUACAAAACGCUGAUUGAACGAAAGAUUGGUACUGACUUCUCUUCUGUAGUUGGGUAUGAUGGCAGUACCAGGGAGGCCUCAUUUAGCAUCGGCUUGCAGGGCAUAGCAGAAGAGGACAUGGAGAAUAUCAAACAGAUCAUUAGCCAAACCAUCGAUGACAUCAUAGAGGCUGGGUUUGAAGAGGAGCGGAUUGAGGGGUUACUGCAUAAGAUUGAGGUUCAGAUGAAACACCAGUCUACCAAUUUUGGCUUGGCCCUUGUCUCUUAUCUUGCAUCCUGCUGGAAUCAUGAUGGAGACCCAGUGCAGUUGCUGAAGAUAAGUGAGAAUGUCAGCAGUUUCAGACAGUGUCUGCAGGACAACCCUCACUACCUACAGGACAAAGUGCAGCACUAUUUUAAGGACAACACACACAGGCUGAUAUUGUCUAUGAGCCCAGAUGCACAGUAUAUGGAAAAACGAAACAAAGCGGAGCAAGAAAAACUCCAGCAGAAAGUACAAGCUCUCACUGAUGCUGACUACAAAGACAUCUAUGAAAAAGGCUUACAGUUGCUCUCUGAGCACAGCAAAAUUCACGAUACUUCCUGCUUACCUGCCCUAAAGGUGUCUGACAUCGAACCCACCAUACCACACACAUCAGUGCAGUUGGGUACUGCAGGAGGAGUGCCAGUUCAGUACUGUGAGCAGCCUACUAAUGGCAUGGUGUAUUUUAGAGCCAUGUGUAACCUCAACACCCUCCCAGAGGACCUGAAGAUUUAUGUCCCACUCUUCUGCAAUAUUAUCACUAAGUUGGGCUGUGGGAAACUGGAUUAUCGGCAGCAGGCCCAGAAGAUGGAGCUGAAGACUGGUGGUAUGUCUGUGACUCCACAGGCCAUAUCAAGCACAGCUGAUCUUGACAUGUAUGAACAGGGCAUUUUCCUUACUUCCUGCUGUCUGGAGAGGAACUUGGCUGAUAUGUUCCACCUGUGGAGUGACAUAUUUAACUGUCCUCAUUUUGAUGACGAGGAGAGGUUGAGAGUGUUGGUGAUGAUGUCAGCUCAAGAGUUAUCCAAUGGAAUUUCAUAUUCGGGCCAUAUUUAUGCAAUGACACGGGCAGGGCGAUCGCUCACGCCUACCGCUGAUCUGUAUGAGACUUUCACUGGUAUGGACCAGGUAAGGUUCAUGAAAAGAAUAGCUGAGAUGCCUGAUCUAACAUCAGUUUUAAGGAAGCUGCCCAGAAUAAAGAGACACCUCCUGAAUCCAGAUAAUAUGAGGUGUGCAAUUAACAGCACUCCUCAGAAGAUGGCAGAUGCUGCAGGUGAGCUGGAGAGGUUUGUGUAUAGUAUAGCCUCUAACAAGAAGGGGCGGAAGUCUGUCAGAGCAGUUAUUGCUGAGAGACCAUUGGAUCCUCAGGCUCCUGCUGGAUCAGUUGCAAGUUGUAACCUUGUCUCUGAGGCUCAUUUUAAGCCAUGUCAGAUGAAGACUUAUUUCGAAUUUCCAUUUCCUGUGUACUUUGUUAGUGAGUGUGUGCGCACUGUACCCUUUACACAUGAGGAUUAUGCCAGUUUAUGUAUUUUAGGAAGGAUGAUGACUGCUAAGUUUCUACAUGCAGAAAUCAGAGAGAAAGGUGGAGCCUAUGGAGGAGGAGCAAAAAUAGGAGGAGAUGGCUUGUUUGCCUUUUACUCAUAUAGGAGCUCCAUGCUGGAUUCUGGAGAGGUGUUAUGCUACACUGGUUCACCGUACCAUGAACCCUUCUUGGUGUUGAUGUUGGUGAGUGUUUCUUCACCUGCUGAUUCAGAUAUGUCUAUCUGUAUCCUUGACAGGCUGGGUAACUAACUGGUGUUGAUCUUACUGGGUUUUGGCUAACGUGGUGCUGCUGUGACUAGUGUGGUUUCUCCUCUGUCUUGUUUAAUUGUUUUCAUUUCCCUUUGGCUUUACCAUAUGGUGAACACGAUUAGCUCACCACUACCAUUCUCUAAACUUUCUGUUGUUCUUGAUCUUUGUAUACUUGCCAGCAAUAGUUUCAUAAUGGCCAGUUUGCAUCCACACUUAGUCUCUACAACAUAUGAGUACUGUCGGAUGCUGCCUGAGGUAUAUUCAUCACUCCCCGCUAUAGUCUUUGUUUGUGCAUUACUCAUCUCCAACUGCAGUCCCGUUGAUCUGGACAAAUAGACUGGAUUUUCACAAAUGUACACAUGAGAAAUUUGGUUCACUGAGAUAUUUAGUUAAACACAACCAUUAUUUUGAUAGUAUCACAUGAAAUGUAAUUCACGAGCGUCCUCUGAUUUGUUUGUUGUCCAGAAAAGCUGAAAGACUUGAGCAGCCCACCUAGGGACGCCAAGAUUUGUCAUGAAAAUUAGACAAACACCAGUAGACUCAUCCUCUCAGGUGUAGGAGUUUAUUGCAAAAGAUACAUACAGGAAGUAGAAUGAGCGCACUCUGCCAUGCUACUCUACAUUCAUGAUACAGUGCAUCCAGAAAGUAUUCACGGCGCUUCACUUUUCCCACAGUUUUUUGUUAGUCUUAUUCCAAAAUGGAUUAAAUUCAUUAUCUUCCUAAAAAUUCUACAAACAAUACCCCAUAAUGACAACAUGAAAGUAGUUUGUUUGAAAUCUUUGCAAAUUUAAUAAAAAUAUAUUUUUUUUAAAAAAGCACAUUUACAUAAGUAUUCACAGCCUUUGCCAUGACACUCAGAAUUGAGCUCAGGUGCAUCCCGUUUCCACUGAUCAUCCUUGAGAUGUUUCUACAACUUGGAGUCCACCUGUGGUAAAUUCAGUUGAUUGGACAUGAUUUGGAAAGACACACACCUGUCUAUAUAAAGGUCCCACAGUUAACAAUGCAUGCCAGAGCACAAACCAAGCCAUGAAGUCCAAGGAAUUGUCUGGAGACCUCUGAAACAGGAUUGUAUCAAGACACAGAUCUGGGGAAGGGUACAGAAACAUUUCUGCAGCAUUGAAGGUCCCAAUGAGCACAGUGGCCUCCAUCAUCCGUAAAUGGAAGAAGUUUGAAACCACCAGGACUCUUCCUAGAGCUGGCUGCCCGGCCAAACUGGGCGAUCAGGGGAGAAGGUCCUUAGUCAGGGAGGUGACCAAAAACCCGAUGGUCACUCUGAAAGAGCUCCAGCAUGUCUCUGUGGAAAUAGGAGAACCUACCAUAAGAACUACCAUCUCUGCAGAACUCCAUCAAUCAGGCCUGAAUGGUAGAGUGGCCAGAUCGAAGCCACUCCUCAGUAAAAGGCACAGGCUCAAACCGGGGCGAAGGUUCAUCUUCCAACAGGACAACGACCCUAAGCACACAGCCAAGAUAACAAAGGAGUGGCUACAGGACAACUCUGAACGUCUUUGAGUGGCCCACCCAGAGCCCAGACUUGAACCCGAUUGAUCAUCUCUGGAGAGAUCUGAAAAUGGUUGUGCACUGACACUCCCCAUCCAACCUGAUGGAGCUUGAGAGCUCCUGCAAUGAAGAAUGGGAGAAACUGCCCAAAAAUAGAUGUGCCAAGCUUGUAGCAUCAUAUUCAAAAAGAUUUCAGGCUGUUAUUGGUGCCAAAGGUGCUUCAAUACAGUAUUGAGCAAAGGCUGUGAAUACUUAUGUACAUGUGCUUUUUUUAUUUUUAAUAAAUUUGCAAAGAUUUCAAACAAACUUCUUUCAUGUUGUCAUUAUGGAGUAUUGUAUGUAUAAUUUUGAGUAAAAUAAUCAUUUAAUCCAUUUUGGAAUAAGGCAGUAACAUAACAAAAUGUGGGAAAAGUGAAGUGCUGUGAAUAGUUUCCAGAUGCACUGUAUAUAUACACCAAUGGUGUUGGUGUAGGUUGCAUGUCUGCUACUUUCUAUAAGGAAGUCAAAAUCGUUUGUCAGGCGGUUCCACUUUGUGCUUUCAGGGUCGUAGCAGAUGUGCAGACAUCUCUAAAGAUUAUAACAUGUUGGCAUAAGUUCAGAACAUUUUGUACUUAUCUAAGCUAGAUAACAUGACCUUACAUGGCCUGACAUAUAGUGGGACAGGAACAGAAAUAUCUUACAGACAGUAAAAAAUGCAAGAACUUAAUACAUUUCUCUCAAACUACAGACCUAUAUCCAACCUUCCUAUUGUGG
Messenger RNA from Ictalurus punctatus (channel catfish), 5428 nucleotides. It is a transcript of the gene pitrm1, whose product is annotated as pitrilysin metallopeptidase 1. The transcript has 25 exons. Lineage: Eukaryota; Metazoa; Chordata; Actinopteri; Siluriformes; Ictaluridae. Gene Ontology annotation, biological process: protein processing. Bases 302 to 3178 code for a protein of 958 amino acids. Gene Ontology annotation, molecular function: metal ion binding. The record is from RefSeq and is a predicted model, not a curated record. Gene Ontology annotation, cellular component: mitochondrial matrix.